Priapulus caudatus is the source of this 1840-nucleotide messenger RNA. Its product is annotated as kelch-like protein 20. Lineage: Eukaryota; Metazoa; Priapulida; Priapulimorpha; Priapulimorphida; Priapulidae. The transcript has 10 exons. The record is from RefSeq and is a predicted model, not a curated record. Gene Ontology annotation, molecular function: protein binding. Bases 173 to 1840 code for a protein of 555 amino acids.
GCUACAUUUUCUGAAGUAUAUUUAGCUCCUUGGUAUGAUGGACUGAUGCUGCAGCAAAAUGAUUAUUUCUACUGAAUUUGGGUUUUAUUAGAAUGUGAAGUGAUUUUACCCGUAUUUAUAACAUUAAAUUGUAAGCAGCUGAACAGCACCGGACUGGAUGUGACCGAGUCAGAUGGGAGAGAUAGUCGAGAACACGCCAGAGAGGGCGGCCUCGCCUGCCAGACUAGCCUACACGUCCGACAAGCACCCUAGACACACGCUGGAGGCGACAAACUCGUUGCGCAAGCACCGCGAGCUAUGCGACGUCGUCAUCAUCGUCGGCACGCGCAAGAUCUUCGCGCACCGCGUCAUCCUGUCGGCGUGCAGCCCCUACUUCCACGCGAUGUUCACGGGCGAGCUCGCCGAGAGCCGGCAGACGGAGGUGACGAUCCGCGACAUCGACGAGCGCGCGAUGGAGACGCUCGUCGACUUCUGCUACACGUCGCACAUCGUCGUCGAGGAGAGCAACGUGCAGACGCUGCUGCCGGCCGCCUGCCUGCUGCAGCUCGCCGAGAUCCAGGAGACGUGCUGCGAGUUCCUCAAGCGACAGCUCGACCCGUCCAACUGCCUCGGCAUCCGCGCGUUCGCCGACACGCACGCCUGCCGCGACCUGCUGCGAGUCGCCGACAAGUUUACGCAGCACAACUUUCAGGAGGUGAUGGAGAGCGAAGAAUUCCUUCUGCUGCCUGUCAAUCAGCUGAUCGACAUCAUCUCCAGCGAUGAACUGAACGUUCGCACUGAGGAGCAGGUUUUCAGCGCAGUCAUGGCCUGGGUGAAGUACAACACGACCGAGCGACGACCCCUCUUGCCACAGACGCUUCAGCACGUGCGUCUGCCGCUGCUCAGCCCAAAGUUCCUCGUCGGCACCGUCGGUGCGGACCUGCUCAUUAAGAGCGACGAGUCGUGCCGGGAUCUCGUUGACGAGGCAAAAAACUAUCUGCUGCUGCCGCAAGAACGCCCGCUCAUGCAGGGUCCGCGAACUCGGCCCAGAAAGCCGAUACGAUGUGGCGAGGUGUUGUUUGCAGUCGGGGGCUGGUGCAGUGGAGACGCGAUCUCAAGUGUCGAGCGCUACGACCCGCAGACGAAUGAGUGGCGGAUGGUGGCGCCGAUGAGCAAGCGGCGCUGCGGCGUCGGCGUCGCCGUGCUCAACGACCUCCUGUACGCCGUCGGUGGACACGACGGACAGUCCUAUCUCAACAGCAUUGAGAGGUACGAUCCUCAGACGAAUCAGUGGUCGAGCGACGUCGCUCCAACGAGCUCCUGCCGUACGAGCGUCGGCGUCGCCGUGCUCGAGAACUACCUGUACGCCGUAGGAGGCCAGGACGGCGUCUCGUGUCUCAACGUGGUCGAGCGGUAUGACCCUCAGGGGAACAGGUGGAACAAGGUUGCGUCGAUGAGCACGCGGCGGCUCGGUGUAGCCGUCGCCGUCCUGGCCGGCUACCUGUAUGCAGUCGGCGGAUCAGAUGGCACUUCUCCUCUCAAUACAGUCGAGCGAUACGACCCGCGAGCGAACCGCUGGAUGCCGGUGGCGCCGAUGGGCACGCGCCGCAAGCACCUGGGCGUCGCCGUCUUCAACAACAUGCUGUAUGCGGUCGGCGGCCGCGACGACGCGACGGAGCUGAGCAGCGCCGAGCGCUACAACCCGCAGAGCAACCAGUGGAGCCCCGUCGUCGCGAUGAACUCACGCAGGAGCGGGGAGCGGGGUUUUACUAGACGUUCUAGCAUCUUUUUAGAGAAGGUUUUGAAGCAGGCUAAAGGGGGAACUCUCGAGGAAACUGAUUUCUUGACCAUUUCAUUGUAA